AUGCACCUUGCUUUUGCUUUCACCCCCUCCAUCAAUUCCAUAAUCAGUGGCCAACAUGCUGCCCUCACUUCCAGUUCAUGUAAAACCUCUGGCCAGAGCGACUGCCAGGGCAAGGUGGGCGGCUACGCCUAUGACCUCACCCCGCUCGCCCAGAAGCUUGGCGCUGUGGACCUCCAGACGCAGGAUACACGCAGCCAGACCUACUACUACCGCGUGUGCGGCGUGGUGAGCAACAACUUCUGCCAGACCGUGGACGACAUGACGCCCGCCGUGUGCCAGAAGGACUCGCGCAUCCCUGCGGAGUUCCACGACCUUGGGAACCAGAAGACGGCCACCUUCAGUUCGUUGCCGAACCGCCCCGACAACGCCGGCUUCACUGUCUCCUACUCCGGCGGCCAAGACGGCCGCGCUUCCAAGAUCUAUUUCGUGUGGUUCGUACAAAGCGCAUCAUUUCGCGACCCGAGCAAGGACCCUGGCGAUUUCUCCUUCCUCCAGGAAGACCCCAUCAAGACCUACGACCUCCAGUACGUGUCCAAGUACGCCUGCCCGAUCGGCGCACCCACGCCCAGCCCGAGCCUGAGCCCGAGCCCGAACCCGGUGCCGCCGUGCAUGGGCAACGCGUGCUGCCUCUACCAGUUCGGCUCCGACCCGACCAUUACCCGGACCCUGUGUGCCCCCCAGUGUCAGCCGUCCUUUGGCGGCUUCACACUGAUCUUCAACUGGACCAUGUCGCCGUGCACCAGCGACACCUGCUUCUUCCACAAGAAGAAGUAA
Molecule: messenger RNA, 774 nt
Organism: Acanthamoeba castellanii str. Neff
Lineage: Eukaryota; Discosea; Longamoebia; Acanthamoebidae
Exons: 2
Coding region: 1-774 (257 amino acids)
Source: RefSeq, a predicted model, not a curated record